AACUUUUGUUCUGGAUGCGAUUAAUCGCGAUUAAUCUUUUGACAGCCCUACUUUUUACUUUAGUGCCAUAUGGUCUUGCAGAGCAGAAUAUUAAGUACAAUAAUAUAACUUGAAAUGUCAAGCAAUACGAGCAACUCUUGGAAAACAACUGUAAUAAUCAGCACUUCGCCUCAGUGCGAUAAACCCUCGAAUAUGUUAUUAGCACAGCAGCACAGAAUUCGUCGCUCGGACAGCAUUCUGCCCUCUUCUUUUGUAUUUCCAACGUCAGGCACAGCAUUUUUGCUUGUCACACCCGAGGAGUUUCCUGCAAAUCUUGAGAAUGGAGAAGUUUUUGAGAGGGUUGAAAAGUUUAUGCAGGUCCACAGAAAUAGUUUCCUUUUGCUCCAAGCCCCAGUCUACGGAAUAAGGGAGUGGGAGAUUUUAUCAUCAGUGCAGAACAGAUUUCUCGGCGGUAACCUCAGAGUCUUACCUGUGCAUAAUACUAGUGAUGUAGUCAGAGGAAUGCUGGUCAUCGCUGAAGCCACAAGUAAACCCCGUGUAGAGAAUUUAAGAGGUCAGAUGGUUUUGGCCUGUGCUCACAUCAUUGAUCACUGUCCUGUUUGGCAAAUGCUUAAGGAGAUGCAGCUCCGUUGAUAUUCAGCAGUGUGGUCCAUAAGGGUGGUCUUUGAUUUUCUAUGCUUCUUUUUAACAGCAGGUGUCAGUGUAAUACCAUAGAAGCCUGUUAAACUCUUACCAGCGGCCCAUAACUUUUAUUUAAAUGUUUAAACUAAUAAAUAACUUUUAUUUAAAAAAGAAUACCACGAAUGUUCUUCUAAUAGGAUUUAAAGAGAAAGCUAUUUUUAUUUGUGGUGAAAAGCCCUUAAAAGCAAUGAUUCACAAAACAUUA
Messenger RNA from Triplophysa dalaica, 886 nucleotides. Its product is annotated as protein SPO16 homolog. The transcript is spliced from 5 exons. The record is from RefSeq and is a predicted model, not a curated record. Gene Ontology annotation, biological process: synaptonemal complex assembly; reciprocal meiotic recombination. NCBI's taxonomy places the organism in Eukaryota, Metazoa, Chordata, Actinopteri, Cypriniformes, Nemacheilidae. The coding region runs from base 115 to 633 and encodes 172 amino acids. Gene Ontology annotation, cellular component: chromosome.